AUGACUAUGACACUGGACUCAUCACAACAACGAUUCGGCCCCUUGAACUUGGACCCGAUGUCUUCCUACCAAGCUUCCUCCUCCGCUGCCCCCCAGUUCUCCAAUCCUUGGGGUUCCUCUUCGUCACCGCCCAACAACAGCCAUGCUCUGUACGUCAAUGGCCACCAGGGCCUUCACCCGGGUCUCGGUCCCCUGGACAGGGCGCAUGCGCGCGCCAGCACCAGCAGCUCCGCGUCGUCCCUUGGUUCCUACGGCCAGAUUCCCGUCACAGCAGCUUCAGCAGGUAGCCUCCCCAUGGCAGACCCUCUGCCCAGACCGGAUCUACUCACACUUCCUCAAGAUGUCAUGAGCAUCAGCCGGAUGCACGCAACCACCGCCGCCCCUUACACAGACGCCAGCAGCAGCUACGCCUCGUCCGCGUCUCCAGUCAACGCCUCUUACACAGCAUCCCCCGCACCCUACGAGUCUAUGGGUUACGCCCCAGCACCGCCCGUGAGGUCGGCCUUUGCCCUUGCUCCUGAGCACGACCACUCCAGGAGAUUCUCACACCCGUCAGUACCCUCUGCCUCGCCAUACGGCGGUCCCGAUUCGACAAUGAUGUCCAGACCGCAAAGAGCAUCAUUGAUUGACUUUGACCACAGAGGGAUUCACGACGAGAGGAGGAGUUUCGCAGACGCCAUCGAUGCCGGCCACGGCAUGCUGGCCAUGAGCCAGGAGACACCGCGACCCAUCUAUGGCACCCGUACCGACAGGAGCUCGCAAGACUCCUACGGCUUCCCCUCCACCCACUCCACUAGCUCGUCCGUCUCUUCGGCUGGCGGGUUUGGAAACUACUAUGGCGCAGACUCCGUCAGCGACUACUCAACGUCCGACAUUGAGUCGGUCACGUCUCGCACCCUACCCCGCCCUCACGGCCUCCUGAACCAAGCUCCGCCAGCUCCCCAGUCCAUGAUGGGUCAGUUCAGUUCCAAAGUAUCUUCGAGCACGCAGAAGAAGCACAAGUGCAAGGUGUGCGACAAGCGCUUCACGCGCCCCUCAUCACUCCAAACACACAUGUACAGCCACACUGGCGAGAAGCCGUUUGCAUGCGAGGUCGAAGGAUGCGGCCGUCACUUCUCCGUGGUCUCCAACCUUCGCCGUCACAAGAAGGUACACAAAGGCGAUGCGAGGUCCGAAGCUGGCUCCGAGGAUCAUCAGUCCGACUAA
Molecule: messenger RNA, 1206 nt
Organism: Verticillium nonalfalfae
Lineage: Eukaryota; Fungi; Ascomycota; Sordariomycetes; Glomerellales; Plectosphaerellaceae
Exons: 2
Coding region: 1-1206 (401 amino acids)
Biological process (GO): regulation of transcription by RNA polymerase II
Cellular component (GO): nucleus
Molecular function (GO): DNA-binding transcription factor activity, RNA polymerase II-specific; RNA polymerase II cis-regulatory region sequence-specific DNA binding
Source: RefSeq, a predicted model, not a curated record